AUGCCAUUUGAGUUUGCGCACGUCUGCGAACUAUUACAGGAACUCGAUCGGCAAAAAUACCAGCAACGUGCUACGUAUGCGAAAUGGGACGAUCCCAGUCAUCGCGUUGUCGCAGUCUGGUACAGCAAAUACACCGAUCAAAUUAGCAGAAAUGGGGUGUCAGCUAUUGCUCUUCUUUCCACCCUAUUGCCGGAGCGAAGGAAUGACCGCACAUAUGACUUGCAGGAAGAGCGGUUGAGUAAAAUAUUUGCACGCGAGCUAGGACUAGGCGCCACUCGCCUGAAGUCACUCAAUGGAUGGAGGAACAGAGAUGGCCCCGAUUUUGCUACUUGCGUGGAGCGCGUUAUGGCAGAAUCGGAGUUCGAACCACCACGUCCUGGCGAGCAAGUAAGUGUCGAAGAAAUCGAUCUUGCCUUGACAAGGGUCGCCGCGAAUAUGGUCUCCUCUGCCCCAGCGAUUAGAGCAAAUGCGGAUGGAGAGGCUGCUACCAAUAUCUUGAAACCGAUUAUUCGUCGACUUCAAAGCAACGAAGCGAAAUGGUUCGUGCGAAUGAUCCUCAAAUCCUAUAAACCCGUCGGGGUUCCUGAAUAUGCAGUGUUACAUGGGUUUCAUUUUAUGCUUCCCAAGUUACUCACUAUCCAGAAUUCUUUUGAGGCAGCAGUAAAGAUCAUCUCACGCCCAGAAGUUGCAAGACUUCCGUGCAGGCCAUCGAAGGACUAUGAGAUUGCGCUCUUUCCAUUCUUGUCCAAAGAGAUUGAGCCACAGCUUGGGAUUGUGGUGCGCAGGCAACCACUCGACAAGGCCAGAAGUAUCAAGCACUGCGUCAAAAUGGCGAACUCUAGAGUCAUGAGUAUCGAACGUAAAUACGACGGUGAGUACUGCCAGAUUCACGUUGACUUGUCCAAGAAGUCAAGAUGCGUCCAAAUAUUUGCGAAGAGUGGCAGAGACUCGACUCUCGACCGACUGAGUCUGCUCGGCCCCAUCAAAGCUGGGUUGAGAAUUGGUAAGGAAGACUGUAAAAUUAGACACAGAGCCAUUCUGGAAGGCGAGCUGCUUGUCUACUCGAGAGCACGACGAGAUAUAUUACCAUUCUACCAUGUCCGAAAGCACGUCCUGCAUGGUGGAAGGCGAAUAGGCACCGAAGCAGAUUCACCCAGAAAAGCAGGCGAGCAACUGAUGAUCGUAUUCUUCGAUGUCCUCAUGCUUGACGAGAAGGUACUAAUUAGCGAACCGCAUAGCCGACGUCGACAGUAUCUCAAAGGCAUGGUAUCUCCGCUUGCAGGCACCUCGAUGCUUGUUGAGAGAGCGCUGAUUGACUUUAAAAGUAGAAAGGCUCCAAUAGCUCUUCGCGAAGCAUUUGGAGCAGCCAUCCGGAAGAGGUGGGAGGGCUUUGUUCUCAAAGGAUUGGAAGAUCCAUAUUUCUCGUGGAAGGAAGGGACGAGAGCUAUUAAGCUGAAGAAGGACUACGUUGCUGGACUAGGUGAUACCGCCGAUAUGUGUAUUGUUGGUGGUAGAAGAGACAGCAGAGCUGAAGUUGGUGUGAACCUUGGUCCACGAUCAUGGACAUACUUCUAUAUCGCCUGUCUAGUCAACAAGGAAGACGUGCGCAGGUUCGACCAGAAGCCCAUCUUCAUGAUCGUCGAUCGCAUCGGUCCUGGCAAUCUCUCGCGAGACGACAUUAUUGCACUAAACGAGGAAGGCAAGCUUGUUAAAAAGGAGUUUGUGCUCGACUCUCAAUACAUGUCGAUCAAACAUCCGCGCAAGGACUUUCCCCCUCCAACAGACAUGUUCACUAAGCCUAUUGUAGUCGAGAUCAUGGGCGCAAGUUUCGAGAGACCACAAACCGUUGACUUCUAUGUGCUACGCUUCCCAAGAAGACUUGGCUCGAAACUCAAACUGCAUCGAGACCGCGAUGUGGUAGAUACUGUCAGCUUCGACGAGUUACAGGAACUAGCUCACCAAAGCCUGACGACGGACAAAGAGGCUGGUUCACAGGAGGACGCUGAAUGGAUUGAGAAAUUGAUCGCCGCGGACCCCCAGCAGAAGUACAUUGUCGAUCAAUCGCAAAGUACCAGCCCGUCAAAGACACCACGCAGCGCAACAACAAUAAGUUUAACCCCAGCCUCCUCUCGUCGUUCCAGUACGCAACCAUCUCCUGUAUUUGUUCGCGCUGACUCCGACGAGCUUACACAGGCGGAGUGGCAGGAACGAUAUGCAAGCAGCUGUCCUCAGACACCAAGUCGACAUUCAGAGUCAACUGCGACGCCUAGCACAGUCAGGACGACAUCAACGAUGAAGCGAACAUUGAGCUUGGAGGAUAGUCCGCUAUAUGGUGCUCCUUCCAAGAAAAGGCGGAUAGAGUUCAGUGAGACGAUCGUUUGGCACAAAGGUCUAGGCAAGCAACCGCGCGCGGAUAUAUCGGACACAAAUAUCAGUGUGUUCCCCGUAUACACUGAGUCAGCAAAUGUCUUCGGUAGUAGAUUGCCUCCAGUUCAGGAUCGUCGCAAGACCUUGUCGUCCACAGCCACCAACCUAAGUUUACCCACACCACCAUCUAGUGAAGAAACCAAGAGGGCCGAUCUCAAGAGCGUUAAGGACGAGAUACAAUCUACAGCCCAAUCACCAAGGCCCUCAUCCUCACCAUGUCCAUACGAAGUACUCAAAUCUAUCCUCAGACCAAUCGGCUGUGAGCCGUGUCCAGCUCGAAUACGAGGUCCAAUGUACGUGGCACCAUCAAUCUCUAAAGACGUCCGAUCAUGCGCUGAGAUCAAGACUUACUCCAGGAAAAGAAGCAUUGAUCUUACCUCCCGGAGCACGACAUUCAUCGAGAAUCUGAAGCUGGGAAAACAAGUGGACCGCCACAUCCGAAAGAAGCAUAUUGUGUUUAUUGAUUCGAAGCGUUCCAAGCAGGCUGUUUUUGAUUUACGACGUUUGAGCAGAAAGAUUAGUGGAAAAGGUUUGCAUGAUGAGUUUGAUGUUGGCACGAAGAGCGAAGUGCUUGUUUUCGAUUAUGAGGUAUUGAAGCAGGAAGGAUUUGUUGCGGGUGUUGAGCGAUACUGUAAUGACAUUGGGCUAGGAGAGUUGGAUAGAUUUUUCUGCGGCACGUUGGAAUAUUUGAUGAGGAGCGACAGAGCAGGCUAG
Molecule: messenger RNA, 3141 nt
Organism: Lithohypha guttulata
Lineage: Eukaryota; Fungi; Ascomycota; Eurotiomycetes; Chaetothyriales; Trichomeriaceae
Exons: 1
Coding region: 1-3141 (1046 amino acids)
Biological process (GO): DNA recombination; nucleotide-excision repair, DNA gap filling; double-strand break repair via nonhomologous end joining
Cellular component (GO): DNA ligase IV complex
Molecular function (GO): DNA binding; DNA ligase (ATP) activity; ATP binding
Source: RefSeq, a predicted model, not a curated record